CGCGGUCUGUUUUUCUUUCAGUUCAAGAAACUUGUUUCCUGGUUUGCCAAUUCCUCUACAUUUCAAAUUAUUCCUUCUUCUACAAUGGAACCUUCACCAGCCAUUAAUACUUCUCUCGGCCUCAAUUUCAAUCCUCCGCCGUACACCGACGACGGAUCUCCGGCCAAUAUCUCAGUUACUCCAACCAAAGAAGAGGCUCCGGGAGUUAUUGUCGAGAAAUUAAACCGGAUUAGUUCGGAGAAUCAGAAGUUGAAUCAGAUGCUAGGCGUCGUCGUUGAGAACUACAGUGUUCUGCGAAAUCAGGUGGUCGAUUUGAUGAUUAAAUCGAGGAAGCGAAAGGCAGGGUGCGAUAAUUGCAAUUUCUUCAAUCGGAGCGGUUCUUCUGGCGCGGAUGCUCUUACUGAUCAGUAUUGCUGUUGCGGUAGCGACGAUGAUUCGUGUCAUAAAAGACCUAGAGAAAGCAGUAGGCCGAAGAUUAAGAGAGUUUUGGUUCAGACGCCGAUUUCUGAUUCAAGCCUGGCUGUGAAGGAUGGAUAUCAAUGGAGGAAAUACGGUCAAAAGGUCACUAAAGGCAAUCCGUCCCCUAGAGCUUACUAUAAAUGCUCCUUUGCCCCAAGCUGUCCGGUGAAAAAGAAGGUGCAAAGAAGUGUUCAAGACUCAUCCUAUUUAGUGGCUACCUACGAGGGAGAACACAAUCACAAGAAACCAAAUUCGGGAAUUGAGUAUCAAUUGGUUGGACCAAUUCACUUGGGUUCAAAGCUAGAUUCCUCUGUUUCAUCACCUUCAUCGUCGGUCAUGUCUCCAUCACUACCAUCUAUUACAACCUUCGAUUUAACCAAGUCUCAAUCGAUCGACACUCUGAAAUCUCCAAUUCCAGAAUUUGAAAGACCUUCAACUUCAACCCAACGAAUGGUAUGUCAACAAAUGGCUUCCCUAUUAACCCGAGACCCCAAUUUUACUAAAGCCCUUGUCACCGCCAUCACUGGAAACAUGGUCGAGAAAGAAGUCUGGCGAUGAUUGAUUUGUUCUUCUAGCUUUUCUCUUGGAGUAUAUAUUUUGUUUCAAUAAGAAUAGGUUUAUUAA
Messenger RNA from Cucurbita moschata (crookneck pumpkin), 1083 nucleotides. RefSeq names its product probable WRKY transcription factor 40. Gene Ontology annotation, molecular function: sequence-specific DNA binding; DNA-binding transcription factor activity. The record is from RefSeq and is a predicted model, not a curated record. NCBI's taxonomy places the organism in Eukaryota, Viridiplantae, Streptophyta, Magnoliopsida, Cucurbitales, Cucurbitaceae. Gene Ontology annotation, biological process: regulation of DNA-templated transcription. The transcript is spliced from 4 exons. Bases 85 to 1017 code for a protein of 310 amino acids.